Molecule: messenger RNA, 1170 nt
Organism: Didymodactylos carnosus
Lineage: Eukaryota; Metazoa; Rotifera; Eurotatoria; Philodinida; Philodinidae
Source: the annotation of a GenBank genome assembly
AUGUAUUCACUUUAUGAAAAUAUAUUUCAAUCAAAAAACAAUACAUUAACAAUUUUUCCUCUCUAUUCAUUGAGAAAUGUAUCUUCGGAUAAGCCACUUCAAGCUGGUAUGAUUUAUCAACUAUCAGAUACUAAAUUAGUACCUGUACCACUCUUAUUUGAAUGUCCAAAUCCAACAACAAACAUUGUACACUUCUAUGAGCCGCUCGAAUGUGAAUUUACAAUUCUUGAUCGUUCUAUCACAUCAUCCUAUUCUCGAAAGAUAAAAUCAACCAUAUCCGAGUCGACUCGUACAACAAUAAUGACAUUAAAUUUUCAAACACCUUUCGGUUCAUUAUCCGGUGCCUAUUUUAAACAAUCAGACAUCAUUAUUCGUCAUUGUUUAAUGAAACCUGUUAAUUCAACAGCAGACAAUUUAAUUACUACCAAUACAUUUGAUAUGAAAUUGAAUUUUGAACAAAAAAUCGAUUCACCAUGCAUCACAAAUCAUUGUACACAUUCAAAAAUUUAUCGUUGUAAUAGAAAUAAUUCAAAAUGUGAAUGUCAAACAAAUGUUGAACAAUUUCAACAUUUAUGUGUGGAAAUGGAAAUCAAAACAAAUUGUACAUUGACACCUGAAAGAUGUUUGAAAAUAUGCCGAAAUAAAUAUUCAAGUGAUCCUGAUUGUGUAUGUCCAGAUGGUACGAUGAAAACAAUUCGUUAUAUCAAUAAUAGUUUGUUAAUAAUUUAUCGGUGUGAACUUCUAAUAUUGUCGGAUUGUGAUGAAUACAAUCGUCCUUGUCCACCUGAGUAUAUUUGUCAAAAACGACAAUGUAUUAAUCAAAAUAGUAGUAUACUGUUUUUUAAUGAACUACAACAACGAUCUGAUCCGGCGUUACCUUUACCGUUAUUAUUAAUAGCAUUAUUAAUCGGUGCAACUCUAAUUAUUAUUUUUCUCAUAAUUGGCCUAUUGAAAAUGCGUUCGAUGAAAUCAAUCAAAUUUGUUCAAUCAACAACAGCAUAUUUACCAUCUAUUCAACAUUUAUCAUCAUCACCGACACUAACAACAACAAGAAAUUCUGAUUCAACAACAUCGAGAAACUCAUCAUCAUCGCCUUGUUCGACGAUUUCAUCAAGUUCGAAAUCAUUACAAUCAGAAAAAUAUACGAAAGUUCAAAUAACUGAAGAUUAA